AUGAAUCAACCAAUUAGCGGUGAAACCACAGUUUAUAGAUGUGGUCGUUGUACAAUGUUUUACUAUAAAUAUGAUGACCUAGUAGCACAUUUGUAUUGGCGGCACGGUACUGAAAGCUUAUGGUGUAAGAAGUGCGGACUCAAGAGAUGGCGCUACGCCGCCCAUCUGUGCAAUGUGUUGCCAACGGAUGGUACCAUCGACGAUAGUGAAGUCAAUACGUCGUACUGCUUUUGUGGGAAGGACGAGAACGAUUCGCCGAUGAUAGGAUGUGAUUCACCGAAAUGUACGUUGCAAUGGUAUCAUUUCAAAUGUGUCGGUAUUGUAACAGCACCUGACGGAAAUUGGUACUGUCCAGAAUGUCGAAAAUAUUGUAAUACUUAA
Molecule: messenger RNA, 381 nt
Organism: Danaus chrysippus (African queen)
Lineage: Eukaryota; Metazoa; Arthropoda; Insecta; Lepidoptera; Nymphalidae
Source: the annotation of a GenBank genome assembly